Molecule: messenger RNA, 821 nt
Organism: Dreissena polymorpha
Lineage: Eukaryota; Metazoa; Mollusca; Bivalvia; Myida; Dreissenidae
Product: complement component 1 Q subcomponent-binding protein, mitochondrial-like
Exons: 6
Coding region: 81-821 (246 amino acids)
Biological process (GO): cytosolic ribosome assembly
Cellular component (GO): mitochondrial matrix
Source: RefSeq, a predicted model, not a curated record
UGUAUUUCCGGUUCCGAUAUCUCAACACACGCGAGACAACCUUGACUAGAACGACAGCAUUGCAGGAGAAGAAUACUAUCAUGGCAAGCUCAAUGCGAAAUUCAUUGUUGAAGUGUGCGGUCAGUUACAAUACAAGAUCACAGCUUCCGUCAGUGUUUGCAAAAUCAAAACCUAAGUUUUACGCGCACAUUUCUAAAGAUGCGUAUACUAGAAAUGUUGUAUCGAUGUCGUCAUCCAUGCUCAUGACGUUGAGACGAAAUGAUCAGAUGUGCCGAGUACACAGAAUUGAACAUACAGCAAAAGUGCACACAGAACUUGAUGCAAAAUUAAGUGAAUUCAUCAAAGAUGAACUCUCAAAAGAAAAAGAGUCAGGUGGAGAGUUAAAGGCAAAUGGAGUUGAAGGCUGGAAAGUGGAGACAGAUGGAACUGGGGUGAUCUUAACGAAGUCAUUCAAGGAUGAAAGCAUAAAGGUGGAGUUUGAUGUGAACGACACUGUUGAUCAGUACCCUGAGGGGCUGUAUGAUGACCCUCAACAGGCUGAGGCAGAGUCUCCUGCAUUGGUGUCCAAGCCACCAUUUGAAGUUGAGAUCAAAAAAAAGUCUGGCCGUACAUUAACAUUUAUGUGUGAGUUCAGAGAGCAGGAGAUGGAAGGACAACCAGAGGAGGAGGAAGGCGUUGAAGAUCAGUUUGACAUAGUUGAAAUGCGGGUAGAUCAACCCUCUGAUGGAGUCACCAAGGAGAACUUCUACUCUCACAGUACAUCAUUUAUGGAGGGGGGUAAGAAGCAUUUGUUUAUAAAUUUAUCCGAAGACAUCAGUUGA